CAGCUCGGUACGGAUACUCAUAAUAAACAGAUCAUGGUCGUUUGACUCCAUCUCGCAGCACAGAAGGGAAGGUGUGCACGGCCUCGAUCAAUCGGGAUCCAAUGCCACCGCGAUUCGAAUGGGAGAGCCAUGCAGCAUGCCAAGUGUCAGGCAUCGCGGUCUGUAUAGCGCUGCUCUGCAAAGAACGGGUCCCGCUCACCAAAGGGAUCAAUUGAUGGAUAUGGAUCGCCGCAAUGAGCAGGUGUCAGCACUCUUUCCAGCAAAGCCAAGAAGCAAGUUUCAAGGCUUGUCUGAGACAUAUGUUCCUGACUACGGAUACCUGACUCCCAACGCUUCGAGGCUUGUGCAGCAGCUGGGGCAGAAGGGACAGGACGCCUCAAGUGCCGCUAAAAUGAUGAUGGAAUCAUUGCCAAGGUUCAGGAACCAGCCCGGAAAGGCGCCCCUUUCGAGCUAUUCGGCCGCCGACAAUGAUCCCCAGUUGACGAGUUGCUCUAGCCGAUACGUCUCACAUGUUGCUGGAAAUUCCGCGAGGCCAGACCAUCAGGGACAUUAUGCGACAAUGGCAUAUGGCACCCCUGAUGGAUGAAGUCAUGAGGCAACCAAGCGGUCAGUCCCUCCGGAGGUGUCGUCGACUUCCUGGCAGCACCCGAUGGUGUCAAGCAGAGUGCCGCCAAUUUCAAGCCCCCAACGCGCAAGGAUGCUUCAUUCCCCCUGGUCGAAUUGGGGUGG
This is a messenger RNA of Colletotrichum acutatum, 729 nucleotides long. RefSeq lists its product as uncharacterized. The record is from RefSeq and is a predicted model, not a curated record. The transcript has a single exon. NCBI's taxonomy places the organism in Eukaryota, Fungi, Ascomycota, Sordariomycetes, Glomerellales, Glomerellaceae. Bases 119 to 586 code for a protein of 155 amino acids.